AUGGGCGCGCUGGCCGGGACGCUGUUGUUGGUGCUGCUGCUGGCGCAGGGGGCUCUGGGGCAGCAGGACAUGCAGGAAGUGGACGUGCUAUCAGGGCCCUGUGGCCGACGGACUAUCCCGCCACGCGUGAUAGGUGGAGAAGACUCGAAGCUUGGGCGCUGGCCGUGGCAGGGGAGCCUGCGUUUGUGGGACUCCCAUACUUGCGGAGCGAGCCUGCUCAGCCGCCGCUGGGUGCUCACAGCGGCGCACUGCUUCCAAGAGACUGCUGAUCCCUUUUCAUGGACAGUCCAGUUUGGUGAGCUGACUUCCAGCCCAUCUUUCUGGAACCUGCAGGCCUACCACAAUCGUUACCAGGUGGAGAAUAUCUAUAUGAGCCCCUAUUAUCUGGGGUCAUCAUCCUAUGACAUCGCUGUUCUGAAGCUGUCCACCCCCGUCACAUACACUAGUCACAUCCAGCCCAUCUGUAUCCUAGCCUCCACAGCAGAAUUCCAGAACCGGACGAACUGCUGGGUGACUGGCUGGGGAGAAAUUGAAGAGGAUGUGGCUCUGCCCUCUCCCUACACCCUUCAGGAAGUGGAGGUUGCCAUCAUAAACUCCACCAUGUGUAACUACCUAUACCGGCAACCUGGUUUCCGCUUGGACAUCUUUGGAGACAUGAUUUGCGCUGGUGAUCCCCAAGGUGGCAAGGAUGCCUGCUUUGGUGACUCAGGCGGGCCCUUGUCAUGUGAAAGGACUGGACUGUGGUAUCAGGUUGGAGUCGUGAGCUGGGGAGUGGGCUGUGGCCGACCCAACAGGCCUGGUGUCUAUACCAACGUCAGCCAGCACUACCACUGGAUCCGGAAGGUGAUGAUUGACAAUGGCAUGCUGAGGCCAGCGCCCUCCUGGCCACUGCUUCUCCUCACUCUGUUCUGGGCACCCCCACUCUUGUAG
Otolemur garnettii (small-eared galago) is the source of this 930-nucleotide messenger RNA. RefSeq names its product testisin. Gene Ontology annotation, biological process: proteolysis. The record is from RefSeq and is a predicted model, not a curated record. NCBI's taxonomy places the organism in Eukaryota, Metazoa, Chordata, Mammalia, Primates, Galagidae. Gene Ontology annotation, molecular function: serine-type endopeptidase activity. The coding region runs from base 1 to 930 and encodes 309 amino acids. The transcript is spliced from 6 exons.